UGGUCUACACCGGUAAUGACCACAUUGAGAAACCAUGUGACACUUAUUGGCGUCCCGUAUAUUCUCGGAAUGAAAAAACAUGGAAAAAAGCGAGGAACGAAGAACAAACGAAAACUUCGUGCAGCUCAGAAGGACCAAGCAAUUCAAGAACUUGGCUCCUCAAAAGUCCCUCGUUCGUUUGUCUUGCAUCGUGGAACUGUAGGAAGAUAUGUACAACAGUUAGCACUAGACACAAGAAAACUUAUGGAACCAUACACUGCAUCUCAUCUUAAGGUGAAAAGAAACAACGUGUUGAAGGAUUUUGUGCACAUAGCUGGUCCUCUUGGUGUCACACAUCUUAUUUUCUUUACGAAGUCUGAAAAUUCCGUGAAUAUGAGAAUAGGAAGGUUACCUCGUGGACCAACAUUAACAUUUCAAGUGCUUUCUUUUUCUUUGAUGUCUGAUGUCCUGUCGUCACUGAAGAAACCAAGAAAUCCUAAGAGUCAAUACAAACAUCCAGCUAUGCUUAUGAUGAACAAUUUUCCAACCAACGAGAAGCACAUGAAGCUGGUCACAUCAGUCAUACAGAACGCUUUUCCAUCCAUCAACAUACAGAAGGUCAAAUUGCGUGACAUUGAAAGAUGUGUUCUCAUGCAGUAUGACACAGAUACGAAUAGCGUUGAAGUUCGACACUAUAACAUUAGAGCUGUUCCUUUGGGACUGAGCAGACAAGUGAAGAAACUUGUUCAAGCGAAAGUUCCAAGUCUUGGAAAAUAUGACGAUAUCAGUGACUUUCUGUUGGGUGGCAAUGUAUCUGAAAGUGAGGUUGAGGAUGCAGAAGAGUCUCACGUAUUGUUACCGCAACCAAUGCCUGGGAGAGGAAACGAACAAGCUAAUCAGAGUGCAGUUCGGCUCACAGAGCUUGGGCCACGCUUGAGUCUGAAACUUCUAAAAGUGGAAGCUGGCCUAUGUGAUGGAGAAGUCCUCUUCCACCAAUUCGUCACUAAGUCAAAGACAGAAGUAAAAAGCUUGCGUGAGAAGAAGAUAGCACAAAGGAAGUUGAAGGAUAAACGUCGUCGCUUGCAAGAAGCAAACGUCAAAAGGAAAGAAAAACUGAAAGAAGCCCAUAGAGCACGAUGUGCAGCUGGAGUGAAGACGAAACAACAAAGUACAAAACAGGACAAUGAAGCAGAUGGGAGCAAGAGUGACGAUGGUGACGAUGACAUUCAGUGGUAUAAACAAGAAGUAGGGGAAGAACCAGAUCCUGACCUUUUCCAAUCAAUGCCAAGUCCAGUCACGAAGAUCAAACAAAGGAAGAGGCAGCGACAAACUAGUCAGGUUCCGCCAGCAAAGAAACGGAAAGUUUCAUCACCUCAAGUCAAACAAGUAGACAAGAAGGGAGACAGAGUUCGUCAGAAACGAAAAAUAAAAAGUGAGGGAAAAGACAACACGAGAAGACAUCAUGGGAAAGGACAACUGAAGAAGAAAGUGAGAUUUACCACGGGAAAAUUCUAUUCAACUAGUAGCUACAAGCGAAAAAACAAAUUAAUUCUGUACACGUCUAGGUAG
Messenger RNA from Corticium candelabrum, 1548 nucleotides. RefSeq names its product suppressor of SWI4 1 homolog. The record is from RefSeq and is a predicted model, not a curated record. Gene Ontology annotation, cellular component: preribosome, large subunit precursor. NCBI's taxonomy places the organism in Eukaryota, Metazoa, Porifera, Homoscleromorpha, Homosclerophorida, Plakinidae. The transcript has 14 exons. Gene Ontology annotation, molecular function: rRNA binding. Gene Ontology annotation, biological process: ribosomal large subunit assembly; rRNA processing. Bases 16 to 1548 code for a protein of 510 amino acids.